This is a messenger RNA of Chelonoidis abingdonii (Abingdon island giant tortoise), 4885 nucleotides long. RefSeq names its product transient receptor potential cation channel subfamily M member 2 (gene TRPM2). NCBI's taxonomy places the organism in Eukaryota, Metazoa, Chordata, Testudines, Testudinidae. Gene Ontology annotation, cellular component: plasma membrane. The record is from RefSeq and is a predicted model, not a curated record. Gene Ontology annotation, molecular function: ligand-gated calcium channel activity. Gene Ontology annotation, biological process: release of sequestered calcium ion into cytosol.
UCUUCUCUCAUCACUUGGGUCUCAGCUAGUCAAAUGACCUGCCUGGAGGGUGAGCCAAAGGGACCUUCCCCAGGCCUGGCACCGAAGAACGUCUGAGCAGGAAAUGCAGGAGGAGGAUGCACAGCAGGUGCACGCAGUACUUCUCGGCAUAACAAACUCGAGAGGCUGCGUUGAGGGUGACAAGAGACCUGCCUGUAGCUGGGAGUGGCAUGCAAACCAGAAUGCAACGCCCAGAGCUGAAUGAAGUCUGCCCUGAUGAGGGAGACAGCUACGUUGUGCAUCCUAAGAUUUGCGACCUUGAAAUGGUUCCCAAUCUCAGACACAGCAAUAGUGGCUUCUGUAAGAGCAAGAGGAAGGCUCACUUUGCCACUGGCAAUAAUGAAAAGGAGAAUCUCAGCUCGUGGAUUCCUGAAAACAUCAAGAAGAAGGAGUGUGUGUACUUUGUUGAAAGUUCCCAAAUGUCAGAUACUGGGAGGCUCAUGUGUGAGUGUGGUUACCCCAGGGAACAGCACCUGGAAGAGGCUACAAAGUCAUCUGUUUUCCUGGGGAAAGAAUGGGACCCCAAGAGGCACAUCCAAGAAAUGCCGACGGACGCAUUUGGUGAUAUCAGCUUUGCGGGUCUGGGACCAAAGGUGGCAAAGUAUGUGCGUGUCUCAGCGGACACCCCUCCGUGCGUUAUCUACCAGCUGAUGACUCAGCAUUGGGGCCUCGACGUGCCCAACCUGCUCAUCUCUGUGACUGGGGGAGCUAAGAACUUCAACAUGAUGCCAAGGCUGAAGAACAUCUUCCGACGGGGGCUGGUCAAGGUGGCCCAGACAACAGGUGCCUGGAUCAUAACGGGUGGGUCCCAUGCCGGUGUGAUGAAGCAGGUGGGGGAAGCUGUGAGAGACUUCAGCAUGAGCAGCAGCUGCAAAGAGGGUGAAAUUGUCACCAUCGGCAUAGCCACCUGGGGGACCGUGUACAACCGUGGUAGCCUCAUCUGCCCCAUGGGCAGCUUCCCGGCUGAAUACGUGGUGGAUGAGGAGAGCCAGGGGAACCUGUCCUGCCUGGACAGCAACCACUCCCACUUCAUCCUGGUGGAUGAUGGGACCCAUGGCAGAUAUGGUGUGGAGAUCUCCCUGAGGACCAGACUGGAGAAGUUCAUUUCCGAGCAGACUAAGGUGAAAGAAGGAGUCGCCAUCAAGAUCCCAAUUGUCUGUGUAGUGCUGGAAGGAGGACCCGGGACGCUUGAUACAAUCUACAAUGCAAUCACCAAUGGCACCCCAUGCGUGAUAGUGGAGGGGUCCGGGCGUGUGGCCGAUGUCAUUGCACAGGUGGCCAAUCGGCCUGUUCCAGAGAUAACCAUCUCCUUGAUCCAGAAGAAACUGAGCAUCCUCUUCCGGGACACCUACGAGCUCUUCACCGAGGGCAAGAUUGUAGAGUGGACCAAAAAGAUCCAAGACAUAGUGCGGAGCAGGCAGCUCCUGACCAUUUUCCGGGAGGGCAAAGAUGGCCAGCAAGAUGUGGACGUGGCCAUUCUUCAGGCACUGCUCAAAGCUUCCCGAAACCGCGACCACUUUGGCCACGAGAACUGGGAUCACCAGCUGAAGCUGGCAGUGGCCUGGAACAGGGUGGACAUUGCUCGCAGCGAAAUCUUCACAGAUGACCAUGAAUGGAAGCCUGCAGAUCUGCACCCCGUGAUGGCCGCUGCCCUGAUCGCCAACAAGCCGGACUUCGUGAAGCUGUUCUUGGAGCAGGGCGUGCGCCUGAAGGAGUUCGUCACCUGGGACACCCUGAUCUACCUCUACGAGAACAUGGCGCCCUCCAGCCUCUUCCACAGCAAGCUGCAGAAGGUGCUGGUGGAGGAGAAGGAGUGCUCGGCCUUCUCCAAGGUGCCGGUGAUCCAACUGCACCAUGUGUCCCAGGUGCUGAGGGAGCUACUGGGCGACUCUACACAGCCGCUGUACCCGAAGCCCAAGCACGCUGAGCGGCACCGGCUCUCCAUCGCCGUCCCGCACAUCAAGCUCAAUGUACAGGGAGUGAGUCUCCGCUCCCUCUACAAGCGCUCAUCCGGCCGGGUCACCUUCACCAUGGACCCGGUCAGGGACCUCCUCAUUUGGGCUAUUGUCCAGAGUCGCAAGGAGCUGGCAGAAAUCAUCUGGGCUCAGAGUCAGGACUGUAUUGCGGGGGCGCUGGCCUGCAGCAAGAUCCUGAAGGAGCUGUCCAAGGAGGAGGAUGACACGGACAGCAUGGAGGAAAUGCUGACCCUGGCAGAGGAGUAUGAGCACCGAGCCAUCGGCGUGUUCACAGAGUGUUACCGCAAGGACGAGGAGAGAGCCCAGAAGCUCCUCAUCCGUGUCUCGGAGGCCUGGGGCAAAACCACCUGCUUACAGCUGGCGCUGGAGGCCAAGAACAUGAAUUUUGUGUCCCACGGAGGUAUCCAGGCCUUCCUGACCAAAGUCUGGUGGGGGAAGCUGUGCGUGGACAACGGCCUCUGGAGGGUGAUCCUGUGCAUGGUGUUCUUCCCCCUCAUCUACACCAGCUUCGUCACCUUCAGGGAGAAGAGGCUGCAGCCCAUGAGCAGCCUGACACGCACCCGCGCCUUCUUCACGGCCCCCGUUGUCAUCUUCCACCUGAACAUCCUCUCCUACUUCAGCUUCCUCUGGCUUUUCGCCUAUGUCCUGAUGAUUGACUUCCAGGAGACACCGUCCUGGCGGGAGUACUUCAUCUAUUUUUGGCUCUUCUCCCUAGUGUGUGAGGAGACCCGCCAGCUGUUCUAUGACCCCGAUGGCUUUGGAUUACUGAAAAUGGCCUCCUUGUACUUCAGUGAUUUCUGGAACAAACUGGAUGUUUGUGCCAUCUUGAUCUUUAUAGCAGGGCUGACCUGCCGAUGGAUCCCAUCCACUUUGUAUCCAGGACGGAUCAUAUUGUCUCUGGCUUUUAUUAUUUUCUGCUUGCGGCUGAUGCACAUUUUCACAGUCAGUAAAACUCUGGGGCCCAAGAUCAUCAUAGUGAAGAGAAUGAUGAAGGACGUCUUCUUCUUCCUCUUCCUCUUGGCUGUCUGGGUUGUGUCCUUCGGCGUAGCCAAGCAAGCUAUCCUGAUCCAUAAUGAGGAGCGUGUGGACUGGAUCUUCCGGGGUGUCGUCUACCAUUCCUACCUGACGAUUUUUGGGCAGAUCCCUUCCUACAUUGACGGGGUUAACUUCAAUCUUGAUCAGUGCAGCCCGAAUGGAACAGACCCCUACAAGCCCAAGUGCCCUGAGAGCAAUAAGGACAAGCGGCCUGUCUUCCCCGAAUGGCUGACAGUCAUCUUGCUCUGCCUGUAUCUGCUCUUCACAAACAUCCUCCUCCUCAACCUACUCAUCGCCAUGUUCAACUACACGUUUCAGCAGGUGCAGGAGCACACCGACCAGAUCUGGAAGUUCCAGCGGCACGACCUGAUUGAGGAGUAUCACGGCCGGCCUUCUGCUCCCCCACCCUUCAUCCUCUUCAACCACCUGCAGCUCUUUGUCAAGAGGGUCCUGCUCCGGCAGCCAGCGAAGCGGCACAAACAGCUCAAAGAAAAGCUGGAGAAGAACGAGGAAGCGGCCCUUCUCUCCUGGGAGAUGUACCUGAAGGAGAACUACCUGCAGCACCAGCAGUGCCAGGAGAAGCAGAACAUGGAGCAAAAGAUCCGAGAUGUUGCGCAGAGGGUGGACGUGUUGGUGGAGUUGCUGGAUUUGGAUCGGGUGAAGAGGACCGGACUGGUGGAGCAGAGGCUGACUGGCUUGGAAGAGCAGAUGUCGCAGACAGCCAAGACCCUGGCCUGGAUCGUGCGGGCCCUGCGUGGGAAUGGAUUUGGCUCAGAGGAGGACGCGCCCACCAUGGUCCCCAGCAAAGCCCCGAAGCUGACGGAGUACUGCUCGGAGGAGAAGCCCGAGGAGACGACAGCUCCGUACCAUGUGAGCGCCCGCAACCUCCUCUAUCCCAGCUCCUCCACAGUGCGUUUCCCAGUGCCGGACGAGAAGGUGCCCUGGGAGGUGGAGUUCCAGAUCUAUGACCCUCCCUUCUACACUGCAGACAGGAAGGAGGUGGCUGCGUUGGAUCCUCUCAGAGACUCCCUGGAGUCUCUUUCGAAGAUAAACUACAAUGCGAUGGACGGACUGAUCAACCGGCAGAGCUUCCAUGGCACGUACGCCAUCCAGAACAGGCUGCCGCUGAAUCCUAUGGGCAGGACGGGGUUACGAGGCCGAGGAAGCCUACGCUUCUUUGGACCGAACCAUGCGCUGCACCCCAUAGUGACAUGCUGGAGAAGGAAUAUGGAUGGAUCCAUUUAUAGAAAGAGCCUAAAGAAAAUGCUGGAGGUCUUAGUUGUCAAGUCUCCUGUGUCAGAUCACUGGGCUCUGCCAGGGGGAUCACUGGAGCCAGGGGAAUCACUGCCACUGAAGCUGAAGCGGGUCCUGAGGAGGGAGUUCUGGCCACAGUUCCAGAACCUGCUGAAUCAAGGUGCAGAGGUAUACAAAGGCUACGUUGAUGACCCCAGGAACACGGACAAUGCCUGGAUCGAGACAGUGGCCAUCAACGUGCACUUUGAAGAUCAGAACGACGUGCAGAUGAAGCGGCAGAACUUGUUUCUCCAGGGCAGGGACCCAGAGCCGUGUGUCCGGUGGCAGCUGGCGGACAACAGAAUUCCACUGUACACAAACCACAAGGAACUGCUGCAGAAGGUGACUACUCUUUUGGGGGCCUAUUACUGAUAUUAUGGCUGCCACCUGGGAUGGAUUUUCCGGAGCUGGGAGAAGCAUCAUGGAGAUCUGCUUGCCCGGUCCCCUUAUCUCCUGUUGCUCUAGACUGGGGCUUUGGGUGUGUACCUUGGCUUAACCCUCCAGGCUCAGCGAGACCGUGGAUAACACGCCAUGCUACAUGA